UAUAUUUAGUACCUACGGGAGGGGGUUUGUCCUGAGGCUGCUAAACUAUUAGAAGAUGAACUCAACAAACAGGAAGCUGUUCCACCCAGACUGGAUUGGAGAGGAAGAAAGCAUGCACAGACAGUAUCUCUUCUUGAGAACCAGUUUCCUAAACUCAGAUCAAACCAUCUUCUGGAUAUAUGUAUGAGAUUGGAAAAGCGGAGUUUGCUCUCCCUACCCCGGCCUAAACUUGAAGAGAACAGUCUCUUUAACCCUCUUCAGUUCUUGCAAUCAUCUCAGCUUGGAUCCAGAGUAAACAGGAAACCAGUAUUCAACAGUAUUUACAAGAAGGUACAUCUUCUGCGACGAACUAUAGGACACCUCUCCGCUGUAUUCUGUUUACUCUUCGACAAGACUGGAAACUAUGUUUUCACCGGAGCGGACGAUUUGCUGGUUAAGAUGUGGGGAACCUUUAAUGGUCGUCUUUACUUCACGUUCCGUGGGGCCUCUGCUGAGAUAUCAGACAUGGCGGUUUCUGAGGAUAACAAGCUGCUUGCUGCUGGGAGUACUGAUAAGAUUAUCCGUGUCUGGUGUUUACAAACAGCAGCUCCUGUAGCGGUACUAGCCAAACAUACUGGAGCCAUCACAGCUCUACACUUCUGUCCGGCCUCCCUUCCUAGUGUUCCUCCUUAUCUUGCCGCGACAUCUGGCGAUGGAACUGUUAGCUUCUGGAAGUACACAUACAAGUCUGAAAAAUCAGCCCGACCAGUAUUCGACCCUGAGCCCACAAGAUACCAUGAGAAGAUGCGCCCUGGAGAUGCGCAGAUGAUCUGCGCAUCUUUCUCGUUUGGCGGGCUCUUUUUCGCUACAGGGUCAGCUGACAACCAUGUCCGGGUCUAUAUGAUGGAUGGAAAGGAAGGACCUGUGAAAGUUCUAGAACAGGAAGCUCAUACUAAACGGGUAGACAGCCUACAGUGGGCAAACAAGCCUAAUCUUAGGUUUGCGUCUGGUAGUAAGGAUGGUACAGCUCGAAUCUGGAGUUAUAAGGCCGGUGAAUGGCAUUCUGUCCAGCUGGUGAUAAAAGCUGAGGAUGGAAGGACAGUUCAUUAUAAUACAUACAAGAAGUGCGAGGAACCACUUAGGGUCACGAUGACUACUUGGACUUGUGAUGACCGUCUAGUGAUAACAGCUGUUUCUGACGCAUCCCUUCACGCCUGGGACUCACAAACCUCAGAGCUUCUUUACAGGCUUAAAGGGCAUAAGGAUGAGGUGUAUGUCUUGGAGCCCCACCCGACCCACCCCGACAUCCUGCUGUCCGGGGCGCACGAUGGGUCCAUCAUCAUUUGGGAAAUUUCAACUAAGCAGAUUCUUUACAAAUACAACAAUAAUAUUGAAGGUCAAGGAUUUGGCGCCAUUUAUGACGCAAAAUGGUGUCCGGACCAGCUGCACGUGGCCGCAAGUGAUUCACAUGGACACGUCAUUUUUCUGGGAGUUACCUCACCGGAGAUCUAUAAGAAAUGUCCAGAAGAAAUGUUUUUCCACUCUGAUUACCGUCCUCUACUCCGUGACUCUGCACAUCAUGUUGUUGAUGAGCAGAGUCAGUGUGCUCCCCACCUCCUCCCUCCACCCUUCCUAGUGGAUAGUGAUGGGAACCCCUAUCCUGCGGAUAUACAGCGUUUAGUCCCUGGCAGAGAACAUCUUUCAGAUCAGGAGCUACUUGUUCCAAAUCUCACAGAGGUUGAAAGUCCAUCGCCGAAUCGGCGGCGACGAUCCUCUGAGGCUGUUCAGCGACAGGAUCGUGUAACAACACCGGCCUCGAAUAUUGAUCAGCUGAUAGCGGAGUUAGCAGCAACUACUCCAAGAGAAGGAGAAUUAGAUGUAUCCGGAGACGUGUUGAAUCCGGUUUACGAACACUCCUACGCUUCUCCGGAUAGGCGUCCACCUAGCAGCAGAGACCACUCAAGACCUGGAAUUGUGCUCCCUGCCCCGUCUUCUGCCGAACUAACCGGAAGUAUCUGGAGGAAGCGGAACCUAAUCCCGUCUUCUCACUACACAUCGGCAACAUCAGACUUCAUGAGGAGGAAGGAGAUGGGACACCAGGAGAGGAUCUUCUACAAGGUCCAGCUCGGGCUCAAAAAGACCAGUAAGAGUCUAGGACUAGAAUCCCGGCAUCAGGGUAUAGAGAAAAUACUGGGAACUAAGAAACCAGGAGGAAGAGGAGGUAGGGUGAGGAACAGGAACCCAGCUCCAGGUAGAUCUAGAGCUAGGGAGCAACCUCCUCCACCUGCUCCUGAGAAUACAGGGGAGGAUGAAGAUGAUCCUGAUGAUACUCAAGAAGAUGAUUAUCAGCAUGAUAGCAGUGGAAGUGAAACAUCUCUAGAUGAAAGUGAUUUAGAGAGUGGGGAUAGUUCUAGUAGCAGUAGUACAGAGUACAGUGACUGGGGAGCCAACAAUCUUACACCACCUAAACGUACUGCUAGAAAGUCAGGUCGUGCCGGAGGAGUAGGCAGUAAAUCCGCGAGCAGUGACGAGGGAACGAGUCGAGAUAGAGAGCCGGUACAGCCCGGUCAACCUCAACCUGGUCCCUCAACCUCGAAACCUGGUCCAAGCCGCAGCGCAAAGAUGAAUAAAAAGAAAAACUACAGUUUUAAUCCAACCCAGUUGGAUGAUAUUCCCCCAGAAUAUCUACCCAGUGACUGGUUGGCGCAAUAUGUUCCCAACAAGUCUCCAUACUUUCCCCAGAUGGGAGACGAGGUUAUGUACAUCAAGCAGGGUCAUAUAGGGUACAUCAACCUCGUAAAGAACAGGAAUUCAUACAGGUUGAACAUGAGGGAGCAGCAGUGGCUUCAGAGGGAAGACAUCAAGGAUGUCGAGCUCGUCAAGGUUAUCGGGAUGAAACAUGAGAUACGUCCUCCUCGUCUCUGCUGUCUUAAGCUCGCAAUCAUGGACCCCGAGGCUAAUGAGCUAACUGGGGACAACUUUAGUAUCAAGUAUCAUGAUAUGAAUGAUGUUGUGGAUUUUCUUGUGCUCAGGCAUAAUUAUGAAACUUCAAUUCAGGUGAAAUGGAAACCUGGGGAUAGAUAUAGAUGUCAAAUUGAGGAUUCCUGGUGGUUUGGUACUGUAGUAGAGGUGAGUCCGUUUAAUAUGUCUAUACCAGAGAGUCCGUUCCUUAGCAUUAAGUGUUCCUGGGAUAGUGGAGAGGAGGAGCGACUCUCACCCUGGGAUUUGGAUCCGGUUCAGGAGGGGGAUCCAGGCUAUGAGAAAAUGAUCAAGAGUAUGCCUGUAACACGGGAUGAGAUAGAACGGUUUCUCUACCAGCCCCUGGAGGAGGAAUGGAGAGGAUUGAACAGUAAGACUGAAUGUAUCCGUAUCUCAGCAGGACUAGAGCAGGUGAUGGUUCUGGCUAUAGCAGAGCCGUUCAACUAUCCUGUAGAUCUCACCCAAUACCCUGAUUAUAUGCUCGAGAUUGAAUAUCCUAUAGAUUUUAGCUUGAUCAAAUCCAGGCUGGACAACCAGUUCUACCGUAGGAUCACCGCAGUUCAAUUCGAUGUUAGAUACAUCGCCACUAAUACUGAAUGCUACAACAGACCAAAGACUGAUAUUGUAAAAAAUGCUCGGAUUCUCACUGAUCUUGUGUUAAGAAUUAUCCAGGAUCCAGAGCUGGAAGACAUCAACAGAGAGUAUCAUAGACUUGUGGAUAACUUUAAGUGGGAAGAUACCCAGGAACCUAAAGCAACCAAACCCUCUGGGAGAGCGGUAAAGUCUCGUAAAAAAUCAGCCUCAGAGUCUCCGGUCAAUCCCAAGCAGUGGAAGCAUGAUUGUAACGAACUACUCCAUCAGCUGUUGGAGAAUCCGGAUUCAGAGCCGUUCCGGGAACCCGUGUCAGAGAUAGAUUUCCCUGACUACUCCAGGAUAAUAACAACGCCCAUGGAUCUGUCCCAAGUUCGUGAAUCUCUAAGAGUAGGAGAGUACAGAAACCCUCAUGAAUUUAGGGAUGAUGUUGAACUAGUAUUUAUCAACUCCAUGAAAUACAACACGGAUAAAAAGUCCCUCGUGGUUAAGAUGACCAAGCGGCUCAAGUUAGAUUUCCAGGAUAGAUUUCAGGCUGUGAUAAAGGAUUGGAGAAACAUGAACCGAAGGUUGGGGAUGCUCAAGAAGCAAGGGAAGAGUCCGAGUGCAACACCAAAGAAGAAGAAGGUUCAGGGGAAGGGAAGGAAACAACGGUAUGAAGAGGAAGAGAGUGAUGAAGAAGAUCCUGGAGAGGGAACAUCCAAACCAAACCAUAGAAGAAGGCGUCCUAUAAAAUACGAUGAAUCCUUUAAUGAAGAGAACAGUGAAGAAGAAGAUGAAGAAGAUGAAGAAGAUGAAGAAGUACAUAGACCGAGACGAAGUACAAAGAAACCUGAAAGAUUUAGAGAGGAGAAUUCAGACUCGGAACCAAGACCAACUAAGGAACGCAGACGCCUUAAUCUUGAUUUAAGCGAAACUUCAGAAACAGAUUCCAAGAGUAAAGGGAAAGGGAAGUCCACCAAGGCUCUAAGUAGAAGGCCAAAAACAAACUCUGAACAAACCAGCUCAAACAGAUCUCGUUCUGCACUUGCUCAAGAAGACACCCAGUCAAGCGAAGAAAGUGAACAAGUGAAGAAAUCUACGAAAAAAGGUCGAAGUGGCGGGAAAAAAUCGUCUAAGAAUUCAGAUGAAUCGGAAUCUGAUGAUGAUAUUCCUAUUUCUGUCAGAAGAAACAUCACACCAAAGAAGAAAUCGAUAAACGGGAAAGGUGUUAAGAAUGCCGGUAGUAAAACUCGCGGAAAAGAUUCAGAAGAGGAGUUGGAAACUGAAGAACUUACUGAAGAAGAGGAAGACAUUGAAUCUACUCCAAAUACUUCUGAGUCUGAAGAAUAUGAUCAAAAAAGGAAAGAUCCAUCCAAAUCUUCGAGAAAAGGGAAAAAGCGUAAACAUUCUGAUGAUGAGGAAAGUCAGGCCCUUCCCCGGCCUCGGAGACAAGCCACUGCUCGAGCUAUAUCAAAGUUUCAAGAAUCCAAUUCUGACGACGACGACACUGAACCUCUUGGGCGAAGACGGGAUCGCAAAAAGCAAGGGGUUCAUAUCCAACCAGCUGCUAAUCGACGAAAACAAAGAGUAAAAUCUGCCGAAGAGACUGUAACCAUCUCUGCAGCAGAUAGUAGCACUGAUCCUAGGAUUAGUUCUACCAGAAGACAAGAACAUAACACUGAAACGGAAUCAGAGGAAGAGCUGAGAGGAUCAAGGGUUAAAAGACAAAUUCUUCGUCCGGACUACAGCGAGGAAAAUGAGCCGAGAGCCUCUGGAUCUCAGAGAGGCCGAAGAAAAGAGGUUCCGAGUAAAUCCAAGAAAAACUCUGGAGAGCACUCUGCAGAAUCAAAUAGGUCCAAGCGUAGAACGGUUCGUCCGGACUAUAGUGAAGAUCUCUUGGACGAAACUAACGGAUCUUAUCAAUAUGAAGACGAAGACGUGAAUCCCAGACGAAAGAAGAAUCGAAAUGGUAAUUCCGUGAAAUUAAAAAUCUACGAGGAUGAGGAUGCAAGUGAGAUCAGAGAGGCAAGAGGAGAGCCCAGUAAGAGGCUGGUUUCCAGAGCUGAACCAGAACAAGAGGAGACUACUGGACGAACAGGACGAAAGAUAGUAAAACCUGCUAGAUUACAGGACUACAGCAAUGACGAGCUAAUCAGGGAAGCCCGAAGAAAAAGUAUGAAAAAGAAAAGGAAAACGUGGGAGGAUGAUUCUGACCACCAAGCUUCAAGGAAGAAAAGAAACGAGGGUGGUAGCGGAAAAAGAAAUCGGAAGGAGGUUCGUUAUACAGAGGAGUCAGAACCAGAGAAUAGGAAAUCCAAGGGUCGCCGGAAGUUAGAAAAUGAACCCAACUACAGAGACCAUUCUGAGACCGAGGACGACGAGGAGGAGAUAAGACCCAGAAAACGCGGGAAACUGGUUUCAGCCAAUCCGCCAAUCAGCGAGGAGUCGGAGGACGAAGAACCGCUGAGGAAGCGUGGUAGAACUUCAGUUCUUCAACACAAAUCUCAAGAAGAUUCUGAAUCUGAAGAAGAAGAGGAAAUACCAAAGAAGAAGAGCGGAAGAAACCCAAACUCUAAUUCCAGAUCUAGAUUAAAUCCUCGUGAUGAGAGACAGGAUGAAAGUUCGCGGGGUAAUGAUAACGACAGCGAAGAAAGCGAUUAUGGAAAAAGAAAGCGACCACGUCGCCAGACCUCCGGUCAUCUGAAGGGUGAAUCCUCUCGACCUCAGCGAUCUGCCGGUCAGAGUGGUAGAUCUAGGUACAGAGAAUCCUCAGAUGAAGAUCCGCAUCCUAAACGGCAUCACAGGGGUAAAAUUAGCAGGACUGUUCAAGAGGAAGCGUCAGAUGGAAGUUCUGAAGAGACAGAAGAUACUUCACUUCUUACAGGAAUCAGUUCAAGGGGUAGAGUCAGAAAACCUAAUCCUAGACUUCUAGAUUAGAUCUAGUCCUAGACUUCUAGAUUAGAUCCAGUCCUAGACUUCUAGAUUAGAUCUAGUCCUAGACUUCUAGAUUAGAUCUAGUCCUAGACUUCUAGAUUAGAUCCAGUCCUAGUCUUCUAGAUUAGAUCCAGUCCUAGACUUCUAGAUUAGAUCUAGUCCUAGGCUUCUAGAUUAGAUCCAGUCCUAGACUUUUAUAUUAGAUCCAGUCCUAGGCUUCUCGAUUAGAUCCAGUCCUAGACUUUUAGAUUAGAUCCAGUCCUAGGCUUAUAGAUUAGAUCCAGUACUAGACUUUUAGAUUAGAUCUAGUCCUAGACUUUUAGAUUAGAUCCAGUCCUAGGCUUCUAGAUUAGAUCCAGUACUAGACUUUUAGAUUAGAUCCAGUCCUAGACUUCUAGAUUAGGUCCAGUCCUAGGCUUCUAGAUUAGAUCCAGUCCUAGACUUUUAGAUUAGAUCUAGUCCUAGACUUUUAGAUUAGAUCUAGUCCUAGACUUCUAGAUUAGAUCAAAUCCUUGACUUCUAGAUUAGAUCUAGUCCUAGGCUUCUAGAUUAGAUCCAGUCCGAGACUUCUUGAUUAGAUCCAGUCCUAGUCUUCUAGAUUAGAUCUAGUUCUAGACUUCUAGAUUAGAUCUAGUCCUAGGCUUCUAGAUUAGAUCCAGUCCUAGGCUUCUAGAUUAGAUCUAGUCCUAGGCUUCUAGAUGAGAUCCAGUUCUAGACUUCUAGAUUAGAUCUAGUCCUAGGCUUCUAGAUUAGAUCCAGUCUUAGACUUCUAGAUUAGCUCUUGUCCUAGGCUUCUAGAUUAGAUCUAGUUCUAGACUUCAAGAUUAGAUCUAGUCCUAGGCUUCUAGAUUAGAUCCAGUCCUAGACUUCUAGCUUAGAUCUAUUCCCUGGCUUCUAGAUUAGAUCCAGUCUUCGAUUUCUAGAUUAGAUCUAGUCCUAGGCUUCUAGAUUAGAUCUAUUUCUAGACUUCUAGUUAGAUCUAGCCCUAGGCUUCUAGACUAGAUCUGGUUCUAAACAUCUAGAUUAGAUCUGGUUCUAAACAUCUAGAUUAGAUCUAGUCCUAAACAUCUAGAUUAGAUCUAGUUUUAAACAUCUAGAUUAGAUCUAGUUCUGAACAUCUA
This is a messenger RNA of Eurytemora carolleeae, 7586 nucleotides long. RefSeq names its product bromodomain and WD repeat-containing protein 3 (gene BRWD3). The coding region runs from base 184 to 6468 and encodes 2094 amino acids. The transcript is spliced from 35 exons. The record is from RefSeq and is a predicted model, not a curated record. Gene Ontology annotation, molecular function: protein binding. Gene Ontology annotation, biological process: regulation of transcription by RNA polymerase II; cytoskeleton organization; regulation of cell shape. NCBI's taxonomy places the organism in Eukaryota, Metazoa, Arthropoda, Copepoda, Calanoida, Temoridae. Gene Ontology annotation, cellular component: nucleus.